Molecule: messenger RNA, 2040 nt
Organism: Tetrapisispora phaffii CBS 4417
Lineage: Eukaryota; Fungi; Ascomycota; Saccharomycetes; Saccharomycetales; Saccharomycetaceae
Gene: CDC45
Product: DNA replication initiation factor CDC45
Exons: 1
Coding region: 1-2040 (679 amino acids)
Biological process (GO): DNA replication initiation; mitotic DNA replication preinitiation complex assembly; double-strand break repair via break-induced replication
Cellular component (GO): DNA replication preinitiation complex
Molecular function (GO): chromatin binding; single-stranded DNA binding; DNA replication origin binding
Source: RefSeq, a predicted model, not a curated record
AUGUACUACAAUACGGAUCAGUUGAAAGAUGCCUAUAAUAAGAUAUUGAGGAACUCAUCGAGCCAUUCGUCCUGUCAAUUGGUUAUAUUCGUUUCAUGUUUGAACAUAGAUUCAUUAUGUGCUGCUAAAAUACUGUCUUUGUUGUUUAAGAAACAAUUGGUGCAAUUGCAACUUGUGCCGGUGUUUGGUUACAGUGAAUUAAAAUCGCAUUACAAUAAAUUAGAUCUCAAUAUCAACAGUGUUAUAUUCAUAGGUUGUGGUGGCGGUAUUGAUCUGGAAGAGUUUUUGGAAAUAGAUACAGAGGCGUUCGUGAUGGACUCGAGUGAGUCCCCGGAUAUGCUCGCAAGAUACAGCAGAAAUCUAUACGUAUUGGAUACAAAAAGACCAUGGAAUUUAGAAAAUAUAUUUGGUUCUAAAAUGAUAAACUGUUUUGAUGAUGGGACUAUUGACGAGCAGUUGGGCGAACAGAAAGAUGCAUACUAUAAACUUCUAGAGUUGGAUAAUAAUAUAUUACAAGAGGAAGUGGAUAACAAUGGGGAACUGAGCGAAGAUGAAGUAGCGACAGAUAAUGAUGGAGAUGGGAAUGCAAAUGAUAAUAGUAAUAAUAAUGAUGAUGAAAAGGAGACGGACGACGGGGAGCAAAAUGACGAUGAAGAUGAUGAUAUCGGGUUGAGUUUCAAUGCAUCCAAAGAUAUAAGCUCCUUAAGUAAAAAACAAAAAAGAAAAUUAACAAAUGAUCUUUCUUUGGUCCUAGAAGAGUAUUAUUCUCAAGGCACUACUACAGUGAAUUCCUUAUCCAUGCAAAUAUAUUCGUUGCUGUCAGCUUUAGGUGAAACAAACUUGCAAUAUCUAUGGUUAACUAUAUUGGGGGCUACAUCCCUUAAUGUAUCGUAUCCUCAAGUAUACAACAGGCUAUUUCCUAUUUUGAAAGAUGAAGUAAAUAGGUUAUCACUAAACACACAAGAACACUCCAGUUUAAAGAAGACAGCUGAUAAAUUAACGAUUGAUAUCCAACCAGAUUAUUACCUAUUUUUGUUAAGAUACUCAUCAUUAUAUGACAGUUUUUUCUAUUCCAACUAUGUUAAUGCAAAAUUAUCCUUAUGGAACGAAAAUGGUAAAAAGCGUUUACAUAAAAUGUUUGCAAGAAUGGGUAUCCCAUUAAAGACUGCCCAAGAGUCCUGGACCUACAUGGACAACUCUAUUAAAAGACAACUGCGAGAUAUUUUUGACAAAAACCUGGUUCGAUAUGGAUUACAAGAUAUCGUUAAAGAUGGUUUUGUCAGAACAUAUGGUUACCGUGGUUCCAUAAGUGCUAGUGAAUAUGUAGAGGCUAUCACUUCAUUAUUAGAAGUUGGUAGGUCCAUUCAACCAAGUAAGCCUAAAACGUCAGAUGUAACGCCAUACAUGGGUGGUGAAUAUGAUGAUAAUACUAACACUGAUGAUGAAGGUAAUUCACCAGGGCAUAAUAGUAACGUAAGUUCAACUUCAACAAACGAAAAAGUUUGGGUUUCUAAUUUCUGGUUAAGUUGGGAUACCCUAGACGAUCGUAACACACAACUAUUUAAACGUGGUAUCAAACAUUCAAAAAUAUUACAAAAAUCAGUUUUCAAUACCGGUAUAACAAUUCUCGAGAAAAAACUUUUAAAGAAUUUAAGAAUUUAUAGAUUAUGUGUUCUUCAGGAUGGCCCCGAUCUAGAACUAUAUAGCAACCCACUGACCCUGCUGAGAUUAGGAAAUUGGUUAAUCGAAUGCUGUGCUGAAUUAGAGGAUAAACAAUUAUUACCAAUGGUUCUAGCAAGUUUAAACGAGAGUACGGAUACAUAUCUCGUUGCUGGUUUGGCUCCUAGAUAUCCAAGAGGUUUAGAUAAUCUACAAUCGAAAAAACCUUUACUAAACAACUUUACAAUGGCAUUCAGUCAAAUAACAAGAGAUACAGGUGCAAUGAUCAAAAUCGAUAAUUUUGAAAGUUCGAUUAUAGAAAUCCACAGAGAGGAUUUAUCACCUUUCCUUGAGAAGCUAACAUUAAGUGGACUUGUUUAA